This is a messenger RNA of Danaus chrysippus (African queen), 1590 nucleotides long. The record is from the annotation of a GenBank genome assembly. Lineage: Eukaryota; Metazoa; Arthropoda; Insecta; Lepidoptera; Nymphalidae.
AUGGAUCAAUUAGCUCAAUUUGAGUUUAAUGCGGCUCGCUAUACAAUGAAGGACGAUUAUCAAGGCUAUGGAUCUCCAGCCCUGGAGCGUGAUAAAAAGACUAUGUUUUGGAUGAGCGGUGUACUCGAUUGUUUUUCUACCGUGGUAUCCUUGUUUAAGACUUCUGAAUUUGAUGUAUCUCAAGAGGAUGACUGGGAAGUACCCUUUGAAGCCAUUACUGAUAUGGUAUAUCUUGGAUCUGGAGCACAGGGAGUUGUAUUUGGUGGAAAUUUAAAAGGAGAAAUGGUGGCAGUGAAAAAAUUGAGAGAUAAAAGCGAAGCAAAUAUAAAACAUCUGAGGAAACUAAAUCAUGAUAAUAUUGUGAGGUUUAGGGGUGUUUGUACAGUGUCUCCAUUCUACUGUAUUGUAAUGGAGUAUUGUCAGUAUGGGCCCCUAUUUGACUUUCUCCAUAGUGGAGUUUCCUUCACACCUAAGCAAAUAAUCAGAUGGGGGAGGGAUAUUGCACUUGGCAUGAGCUAUCUUCACACACAUAAGAUCAUUCAUCGUGAUCUGAAAAGUCCCAAUAUAUUGAUUGCAGACAAUCUUGUGGUCAAAGUAAGUGAUUUUGGUACUAGUCGUGAAUGGAAUGAUGUUAGUGCUAUAAUGAGUUUCACUGGAACUGUAGCCUGGAUGGCUCCAGAGGUAAUCCGUCAUGAGCCCUGUUCUGAGAGGGUUGAUGUUUGGUCCUAUGGGGUUGUUCUGUGGGAACUUCUAACACAGGAAGUUCCUUACAAAAAUCUUGAAACUCAUGCUAUAAUGUGGGGUGUGGGUACUGAUACUAUAACCCUCCCAAUACCAACUACUUGCCCUAGCAGUUUGCAAUUGCUCAUAAAUCAAUGCUGGAAUCGUACACCUCGCAGCAGACCACCAUUCAAGAUCAUUGCCGCUCACCUGGAUAUGGCGGGUGAAGAUUUGUGCUCUAUGGACACGGAAAGCUUUAAUAACACACAAGCUCGCUGGCGCCAAGAAGUUCAUCAGGCCAUGGAAAGGCUCUACGCCAAGCAUGACAAAACAGCACCAGAUUCUGUCGCACAGCGUCGUGAGCACUUGAAACACGCUCGUGACGUUCGUUAUGUAUACGAGCAGCAACUGUCACGAGCCAAUGAGCUCUAUAUGGAGGUGUGUGCUGUGCGCCUUCAGUUAGAACAGCGUGAGAGGGUCAUUGCUGAGCGUGAGAAUGCUUUGAGCAGCUGCCGUUGCGGCAUUCGCAAGACGUUCAAAUAUUUCCAUCGCCAGACGUCAUCAUCUUCGGACAGUAUGAGGAAUCCUCCGGCCAACUUCGACGGCCGCCGCAGGAAGAGGAAGGCCGAGGCCGAGAAGAAGAACUUGUCACAAAUGAUGGUCAACUACUCCAAGGAUGACGGACAGACUGUGACCGUAGCAGUGGACGACACCGUGUCGUGCUUGUGCGAGGAGAAUGGAAACGUUACAGUCUCCAUCAAAGACACCGUCAUCGAAGACAAUGGAAACGUCGUACUAACUGACAAUACGCUCCACAAGGAUACACUCACACUCAACGAUAACUACAUGCCUGAUCUGGCACAUGUUUAA